CUAAAAAAACAAAACAAAAGCCAAGCAAUGCUUCUUCCACCACCCAAAACGUAGAGUUUGAGACUUCAAGGAAACCUCCCUAACUUCCAACCAAACUCAACUCCUCAUCUCUCUCUCUCUCUCUCUGAAAGAAGGAGAUAUUCCUCCUCCCAUAAAAAACCUUACUUUCUUCCCUACCUCACCUUCUCCUUUCCUUCAUCGCCAUGGAAACUACUCUCUUUCUCACCUCAAAGCCUUCAUUUCCAUCUGCCGUCCGUCUCUCCACCCCCGCAUCGAGUCAUCGCCUCUCAUUUCAGCAGAAGAGGGGAUUAUCCGUGUCAGCCGUCGAAAAGAACCUCAACAACAGCAGCGGCGGCGGCGGCGGCGUGAAGAAAACGUCGGUUCCGAACACGAACUAUGUGGUGCCGCUGGAUACUUCGUCUUCCAUGAUCCGGCCGUUGGCGGAGAUCCUCCGGGAUCUUAACAAGAGAGUUCCCGACAAGAUCAUCAAGCCCGGCACCAGCUGCAUCCCCUGGUACCAUGCCAACCGCAUGUUGAGCUUCUACGCCCCAGGUUGGUGUGGAGAAAUACGUGAUGUUAUAUUCUCAGACAAUGGAAGUGUGACUGUGGUUUAUCGUGUCACCAUACGUGGUAGUGAUGGAGAGGCACACCGUGAAUGCACUGGGACGGUAUCCCCAGAUGAUAGCCAUAUUGAAGAUCCUGUUGCAGCGGCAGAGGAGAUUGCCUUUUGCAGAGCAUGUGCUCGGUUCGGCCUCGGCCUGUAUCUGUAUCACGAAGACGAGUUGCUGUAAAUUGGAGAGCAUCUUUCUUCCUAUCAUUCACAGGCUCGUAUCGCUCUCUCUCGCAACUCAUAAGCAUCCGUAUACCAUACCAUGGCAGAGCCACCAGUGGAUUAUAUAGUUGUGUACCCAGUUUUGCUUCUUAUUCAGAUAUACACCUUCCUAUCUGUUGAUGUAACUUUAUAUACGGGAAAACAGUCAUUCGGCAGCUCGUGUUGUGCUCAACGUUCAUUUUAGAUGUAUGAAUCUGCUGGUAACUGACACGUUUGGUUAUAGAAAGUGAACAUCUUUCUUUCUUCUUGGUAA
This is a messenger RNA of Magnolia sinica, 1085 nucleotides long. Its product is annotated as DNA repair RAD52-like protein 2, chloroplastic. The transcript is spliced from 4 exons. The record is from RefSeq and is a predicted model, not a curated record. Gene Ontology annotation, molecular function: DNA binding. The coding region runs from base 204 to 791 and encodes 195 amino acids. Gene Ontology annotation, biological process: double-strand break repair via homologous recombination. NCBI's taxonomy places the organism in Eukaryota, Viridiplantae, Streptophyta, Magnoliopsida, Magnoliales, Magnoliaceae.